Messenger RNA from Parastagonospora nodorum SN15, 1652 nucleotides. RefSeq lists its product as hypothetical. NCBI's taxonomy places the organism in Eukaryota, Fungi, Ascomycota, Dothideomycetes, Pleosporales, Phaeosphaeriaceae. Gene Ontology annotation, molecular function: succinate-semialdehyde dehydrogenase (NAD+) activity. The record is from RefSeq and is a predicted model, not a curated record. Bases 1 to 1506 code for a protein of 501 amino acids. The transcript has 4 exons.
AUGGGUUUAUCAGGAAAAUACGAGCUUCCCUUCAAGCUCAAAAACCCGGACCUGCUCCAUAAUGAGUCUUUCAUCCACGGGGAAUGGGUCAAGUCGAAGUCGGGCAAGACUUUUGAAGUCGCAGACCCCGGUACCGGCAAGACUUGGGUAGAAUGUCCGACGAACGAUGCCUCGGAUGUUGAUGCCGCAGUCAAAAGUUCGCAUGAAUGCUUUCUUGAAUACAAGAAGAUCAGCCCUCGUCAACGAGCUCAGAUGCUUUACAAGUGGGAUGCCUUGAUCAAGGAGAAUAGGGAAGAUAUCGCAACCAUUCUUGUGUAUGAGACGGGAAAGCCGAGAUCUGAGGCAUACGGCGAGAUCGACUACUCGACUGGAUUUACCUGGUGGUUUGCGGGCGAGGCCGAACGUAUCCAGGGAUCUGUCUUCACUCCGGCGCUGCCCAAUCGUCGCAUCUUCACCAUCAAGCAGCCACUGGGUGUUGCAGCAGCAUUGGUGCCAUGGAACUUUCCGAUUGCCAUGGUUUUGAGAAAGGCGGGUGCGGCGCUCGCUGCUGGCUGUACCAUGAUCGUGAAGCCUAGCCCCGAGACUCCUGUCACUAUUCUGGCCCUAGCAUAUCUCGCAGACAAGGCUGGUUUCCCGAAAGGUGCGCUCAAUGUGCUGACGACCGAUCUCGACAAGACACCGGAACUCAGUGAGGCGCUUUGCCGACACCCUCUUGUCAACAAGGUGACCUUUACGGGCUCGACCAGAGUCGGAAAGCUGGUGGCCAAGAUCUGCUCGGACAAUUUGAAGAAGGUCACGCUCGAGCUGGGAGGCAACUGUCCGGUCCUCAUUUUUGAUGAUGCAAACAUUGAGCAGGCGAUCGCACAAGUUUUUGCACUGAAAUUCCGCCAUGCUGGCCAAGCUUGCAUCACUGCAAAUCGGAUCUACGUGCAGUCGGGCAUUUUUGACAAGUUCCUGGAGCGCUGGAAUGCAGAAGCUCAAAAAAUAGUUGUUGGCCAUGGCGCGGACGAGAAGACCACUAUGGGACCAGUGACCACACCUCGCGCAGUGGACAAAGCGUUGGCUCUAGUAGAAGACGCGAGGAAGAAGGGAGCAAAGAUCCAUACUGGUGGCAACAAGGUCGAGAAGAAUGGCGGAUACUUCUUCGAGCCGACAGUCAUCACAGGCGUGACUCCUGACAUGGACAUCGCACAAGAGGAAGUUUUCUCACCCAUCAGCACUUUCAUCAAGUUUGAGACUGAAGAUGAGGUUGUCAAGGCGGCGAACGACACCAGCAUGGGUCUUGCAUCGUAUUUGUUCACCAAGAACGUCGACCGUCUGUGGAGACUAUUUGAGAAUCUUGAGGCGGGCAUGAUUGGUCUCAAUACCGGUAACUCAUCGGCUGCCGAAUCACCAUUUGGUGGUAUCAAGCAGAGCGGUUAUGGAAAGGAGUCAGGUAAGGACGUGGCGGUGAACGAAUAUCUCAUUACAAAGACCGGAACGUUCACGCUGGAGGAUCAAUCGUAAGCUGUGUGGCGGUGAACGAAUAUCUCAUCACAAAGACCGGAACUUUCACGCUGGAGGGUCAAUCGUAAGCUGUGUGGCGGUCGAUGUUUGCUAUCGGAGCAUAGCUCUUUGUAGUUGUCUUGACAGUACUUCGUAAUGCGAGACCU